AUGACAGGAGUGUUUGACAGAAGAGUUCCCAGCAUCCGAUCCGGCGACUUCCAAGCUCCGUUCCCGACGUCUGCCGCCAUGCACCAUCCGUCUCAGGAAUCGCCAACUUUGCCCGAGUCCUCGGCCACCGAUUCUGACUACUACAGUCCCGCGGGGGCCGCCCCGCACGGCUACUGCUCUCCUACCUCUGCUUCCUACGGCAAAGCGCUCAACCCCUACCAGUACCAGUACCACGGCGUGAACGGCUCCGCAGCCGGCUACCCGGCCAAGGCUUACGCCGACUACAGCUACGCCAGCCCCUACCACCAGUACGGCGGCGCCUACAACCGCGUCCCGAGUGCCAGCAGCCAGCCAGAGAAAGAAGUGGCGGAGCCAGAGGUGAGGAUGGUGAAUGGUAAACCAAAGAAAGUUCGUAAACCCAGGACUAUUUAUUCCAGCUUUCAGCUGGCCGCAUUACAGAGAAGGUUUCAGAAGACUCAGUACCUCGCCCUGCCAGAACGCGCCGAGUUGGCUGCCUCUCUAGGACUGACGCAAACACAGGUGAAAAUCUGGUUUCAGAACAAAAGAUCCAAGAUCAAGAAGAUCAUGAAAAACGGGGAGAUGCCCCCGGAGCACAGUCCCAGCUCCAGCGACCCUAUGGCGUGUAACUCGCCACAGUCACCAGCGGUGUGGGAGCCCCAGGGCUCAUCCCGCUCUCUCAGCCACCACCCUCAUGCCCACCCUCCGACCUCCAACCAGUCCCCCGCGUCCAGCUACCUGGAGAACUCGGCUUCCUGGUACCCAAGCGCAGCCAACUCAAUCAAUUCCCACCUGCCGCCGCCGGGCUCCUUGCAGCACCCGCUGGCCCUGGCCUCCGGGACGCUCUAUUAA
Molecule: messenger RNA, 870 nt
Organism: Cricetulus griseus (Chinese hamster)
Lineage: Eukaryota; Metazoa; Chordata; Mammalia; Rodentia; Cricetidae
Source: RefSeq, a predicted model, not a curated record